Molecule: messenger RNA, 2275 nt
Organism: Achroia grisella
Lineage: Eukaryota; Metazoa; Arthropoda; Insecta; Lepidoptera; Pyralidae
Product: regulator of microtubule dynamics protein 1-like
Exons: 4
Coding region: 265-1140 (291 amino acids)
Cellular component (GO): mitotic spindle pole; spindle microtubule; cytoplasm
Molecular function (GO): microtubule binding
Source: RefSeq, a predicted model, not a curated record
GAUUGACGUCGGUAAUUCGUUUGAUCAAUAAUCGAUCAUAGUCGAACUGUACUUUACAUACCUUGAUCCUGUAUCAAAGAAUAAAAUAACUAUUAUUGUUUACGAUCCAGUCUGAAUAGAGAUCUCAAAUUAUUUUGUCUCAAUUUUAUUCAGAACUAUAUAGUAUAAAAGUGAAACACUUUUUACGAAGUUUACCGUUAUAAAAAUAUAUAUUAGCCAUAAUUAUCUUUAAAAAAAAGUACCAAAACAGAGGACUACUGCAUUAUGAUUUUUAAUAAAUUUAGAUAUUUAAAUUUCAUUCAAAUGUUCAUACAUUGCAGAUCAGGAUAUUGUAGGAAAAAAGUAACACAGUUUCAUAACAUCAGAACACAAAUAUUUGUACUAUCUGGAUUAGGUAUCCUAUGGCCAGCAAAAAAAAUUAGUGGCAAAACUUCAGGAAACAAAAUAGAACCUCCAGCAGAACUUGAAAAGGCAGAUAUAUUGUUUGAAAAUGGUCACCUUGAGGAAUGUUAUGAUUUACUUGCGUAUUACAAGGAUAACAAUGUGGAUGUACAAUGGCGCAUAUGUCGUGUUCUCUACAACAUGUCCAAAGAGACUAAGUAUGACAAAACAUAUAGAAAAGAACUAAUAAUGCAAGCAUAUAACAUAAUAUCAGAGCAGAUAGUAAAUAAUCAAGCACAUUUUGAAGUACAGAAAUGGUAUGCCCUGUUAUUAGAUGCGAAAAGCUCAUAUGAUGGCAUAAAAGAAAGAAUAAGACAACUGGAAAAUGUUAAGAAACAUAUGGAUCUGGCUGUUACACUGAAACCAAAUGACGCAACUACAUUACACAUGUUGGGAGAAUGGUGUUAUCAAGUCACAGAACUUCCAUGGCAUCAGCGUAAGAUAGCAGAAACAUUCUUUGCAUCACCACCCCAAUCUACUUAUGAAGAUGCUCUUGAAUAUUUUUUGAGAGCAGAAACAGCACAACCGCGUUUUUACAGUUUGAAUUUGCUCCGAUUGGGUGAUUGUUACUUAAAAUUGAAUAAAGAAGAUCAAGCCAAAUAUUACCUUAAGUUAGCUGCUAGUUAUCCAGCUAAAUCAAAUGAUGAUCACCGUGCUAAUAAAGAAGCAGCUGAAUUGUUAAAGAAAAUCAAAAUAUAAAUAUUUUAGAUGUGCAAAUAAUAAAUUAACUAAUUGAGAUAUUGCUACCAAGAUUCACUUUCAUGAGUGUUGGUAUAUUUCAACAACCACAUGUACCAAUACAAAUUUAUACAAAAUUCUUGGGGAAACACAAUAAUACUGUAGGCUGGUAAUAUAUUUAUAUUUCAAAUGUUAAAAUAUUGUUUCAAAUAGCUAAAGCCAUUCCAGAGAUUGUCCUCCACUUAACUACUCAAAUACGUGGUUUCGAGUUCGAGACACCUAUUAUACUGCCGUAUUUAUAAAAAUAGUUAUAAAUAAUAAUGUAUUUUUUAUUAAUAUUAUAUUUUAUAUCUAAUACUGAUGUGCAAUUAUUUGUGCACUAAAGAAGCAGCCACAGUCUGUGAAAUUAAUUUAGUAUAGAAUGAUGUUAGAGGAUUUCUAGAAUUUAAUAAAAAUAACUUAUAAAUUAUUACCCUCAGUGUUGUUCUCAGAGAAUGUAAUCCAGAUCUUGGAAUCUCGAAAAAUACUUUAAUAUUACAAAUAUUACUACUACUAACUAGAGAAUUAGUCAUAUAAAAUUACGUGUCUCAGACAAUUCAAUAAACAUUUUAGCGCCUUAUUGAACGGACUGAUUUCAAUGCAUUUUAUUAUUUUUUUUAUAGCAUAGAUGGCAAAAUUAUAUACUAUAAUUUAAUAGGAUUUUACAGAUUUUUAAAAAAUAUUAUAUGAUACUAGCUGUCCCGGUAAACGUUGUUUUGCCAUAUAAAUUAAUAACGCUAUAAAAAAAUGGGGGUUGAUGAUAGAAGGGUGAAAAUUUAGGAUUGUAUGUAUUUUUGUAUGUUGUAUCAGAAAAAAAAUAGAAACUAAAAAUUUUGUCAAAAAAAUAAAAAAAUUAGGGGUAGACUACCCCUAACAAUUAGGGGGAUGAAAAAUAGAUGUUGGCCGAUUCUCAGACCUACUCAAUACGCUCACAAAAUUUCAUGAGAAUCGGUCAAGCCGUUUCGGGGGAGUAUGGGAACGAAAACUGUGACACGAGAAUUUUAUAUAUAAGAUAUACAGAAAUAAAGACUAGACAAUAUUAUCGCACCCUUCGAGAAAAGGUUUACAGUAGGUUUUAUAGUAUAUUAAAAAAAUAUGUAAUUGUUAGCUCAUUGGG